AUGGCUAACCGAAGCCAAAGGGAUGACAACAGUCAGGCAGUUUACCUUCCCAAGGCUGGCAAUGCUCUCUCGCUGGAGGAUGCAGCCCAGGAGGAAGCCUGCCAGCCUGCCAGGAUGGAACGCCUUGAAGGCCCACACUUAACCCAAGAGCCAGGCAAGACUUGCUGUCCCUUGGUUCCCAAGGAGGAGCUGGUAUCUGCCUCCCAAUUGAAGGAAGAGGAAGAGAAUGAAGAUAGGGAGGAGGAUCUGGAUCCUGAUCUUGCUCCAGACCCGGAGGAAGAGAAUGGUCUUGGGGAUCCAGCUGUACUGAGUGCUGUCCGUAACACCCAAAGAGGUAUGCUUAGGUCCCAUGGAGUCAAAGACCCUGGUGUGCUGGGAAUGUCACCUGCCUCCUUUCUGUUGCAGACCCUGGACUACCUGUCAGCAGUCUCCUUCUGGCCUAUGUUUCCCAGCACCAGCUCUCCAGCAUGGAACCUUGGAACUCGACUACCCUCACCAGACCCAUCUUUCUUCUGUAGCCUGCCGGCCUCAUGGCCCCCUAGAUUCAGUCACCUGACUCAGCUCCAUCCUCAGCAUCAACGGAUCCUGCAACAAAAGCAGCGUGGUCGAACACCAAGUCCCUCAACCAAGAAGCCUUGGACUCAGCAGCCAGAUGCCUAUGCUAACCUCAUGACCCGCAAAGAGAAGGACUGGGUGAUAAAAGUGGAGAUGGUUCAGCUGCAGAGUGAGAACUCUAACAUGGAUGACUACUACUAUCAGAAGUAUUAUCAGAAGCUGGAUAAGAAGCAGAAAGAUGAACUACUUGGACAAAAGAACAAGGUUGAAUCCUCCCUCAAGUUGGUGACACCUUAUAUACAGAAGGCAGAGGCUUAUGAGUCAGUUGUUCGAAUUGAGGGUUCGCUGGGCCAGGUAGCUGUAUCAACAUGUUUUAGCCCUCGCCGAGCUAUUGAUGCUGUAUCCCAUGGAACUCAAGAGCAGGAUACAGGAACUGCAAGUAGCCAGAGGCUUCAGGUAUUAUAUAGGAUUGAGAAGAUGUUCCUUCAGUUACUAGAGAUAGAGGAGGGCCAGAAGGAUGGGCCACCACAGCCCUAUUUCUCCAAGCAGAACAACAAGAUUGAGCAGCUAUUCCAGGCCUUAAAGCCCCAGGAGCACAAUAACCUGGAGGGGGCAGCAGAUGACUUCCUGCAGGUGCUAUCUGUGAGGAAGGGGAAGGCCCUGGUGGCCCGGCUGCUCCCCUUCCUGCCCCAGGAUCAGGCUGUUAGCCUUCUUCUGGCUAUCACCCACCAUCUGCCCCUCCUCAUCCGAAGGGAUGUGGUUGACCAGGCCCUACAAAUGUUGUUCAAACCUCUGGGAAAAUGCAUCAGUCACUUGACCUUCCAUGAACUCCUCCAAGGACUCCAUAGUCUCCUGCUGCUGCCACCUGGCUCCUCUGAGCGGCCAGUCACUGCUGUGCUUCAAAAUCAGUUUGGAAUAUCUUUGCUCUAUGCCCUGCUGAGUCAUGGGGAACAGCUGGUAUCCCUGGAAUCUCCCCAAGAGGAACCAAAUCGUGACCAUUGGACAAAUAUGGUGGUUUUGAUUGCCCGGGAGAUAGCCCAAAUGCCGACAGCCUCUCUGGCAGAACCCCUUAACUUGCCCAGCAACCUACUUCCCCUGUUCUGUCACCAUGUGGACAAACACUUGGUUCAGCAGCUGGAGGCUAGGAUGGAGCUUGCCUGGAUCUACUGAUCAAUUUGUUCUGGAAUAUGUAUACGUGGGAAGUUUAAUCAUCAAUUAGCUGUAUGAGCUAUGUCUAUAGUGAUCCAGAAAGUCUGAAGAUACUUCUUAUGCCGUGAUAUACUGGGACCCUGCCCCAAACAUUUUCAU
This is a messenger RNA of Nycticebus coucang (slow loris), 1863 nucleotides long. RefSeq names its product PAT1 homolog 2 (gene PATL2). The record is from RefSeq and is a predicted model, not a curated record. Gene Ontology annotation, cellular component: P-body. NCBI's taxonomy places the organism in Eukaryota, Metazoa, Chordata, Mammalia, Primates, Lorisidae. Gene Ontology annotation, biological process: deadenylation-dependent decapping of nuclear-transcribed mRNA; P-body assembly. Gene Ontology annotation, molecular function: RNA binding. Bases 1 to 1725 code for a protein of 574 amino acids. The transcript is spliced from 16 exons.